Messenger RNA from Brassica oleracea var. oleracea, 1383 nucleotides. RefSeq names its product geranylgeranyl pyrophosphate synthase 10, mitochondrial-like. NCBI's taxonomy places the organism in Eukaryota, Viridiplantae, Streptophyta, Magnoliopsida, Brassicales, Brassicaceae. Gene Ontology annotation, molecular function: geranylgeranyl diphosphate synthase activity. The record is from RefSeq and is a predicted model, not a curated record. Gene Ontology annotation, biological process: isoprenoid biosynthetic process.
UAUAUAUUAAUUAAUUACCAUAAAUCGUUCCACAUCUCCACUAUAAAUAUGGCAUCAUAAGUCCAAAUCUAAAGGAUCAAAUAACUAAAGCCAAAGAUGGAAAACAGAGAAACUCUUGUUUACAUUCUCAUUUGCAUCUUUCUCUCUCUCCACUUCUUGUUUUGGAGAUUCAGGCCGCGUUACACUGAAGUUACGUCUGUCUUCAGACUGACCCGCCACCUUAACAUCCGCAGUUUAGCUUCAGUAACAAGCUAUAACUUCGACUUCAUGUUGUAUAUGGUCAAUAAGGCCAAGUCUGUCAACAAAGCACUAGACGAGGCUGUUCCUCUCUGCGAGCCAGCACUCAAAAUCCGUGAAUCCAUGAGGUACACACUUCUCUCGGGUGGAAAACGUGUAAGGCCAAUGCUUUGCUUAGCUGCGUGCGAGCUCGUAGGCGCCCAAGAGUCCAUCGCAAUGCCCACUGCAUGUGCGGUUGAGAUGCUUCACGCGUCAUCUCUCAUCCAAGACGACCUCCCUUGUAUGGAUGACGACAACCUUCGUCGAGGAAAACCCACCAACCAUAAAGUAUAUGGUGAAGAUAUAUCCGUCUUGACCGCUGAUGGACUCAUAGCUUUGGCUGUCAAGAAGAUGGCCGCGUCUACCUUUUUGGGCGUUCCUCCAGAGAGGGUUCUCCGGGCCAUUCUGGAGAUGACAAAAGCGUUGGGAACGGAAGGGCUCGUUGCGGGUCAAGCGGCUGAUCUGGCCGGAGAAGGAAUGAGCGGAGUGGGGUUGGAACAUCUUGAGUUUAUACAUAUUCACAAAGCGGCGGCGUUGCUUGAAGCUUCUGCGGUGGCGGGGGCUAUAGUGGGAGGUGGGUCUGAUGAAGAGAUUGAAAGGCUUAGGAAGUAUGCAAGAUGCAUUGGGCUUAUGUUUCAAGUUGUGGAUGAUGUUCUUGACGUGACAAAGUCGUCGGAGUUGGGGAAGACUGCCGGUUCAUGAGAUUUGGUGGCCGGAAAGCUAACGUAUCCGAGGUUCUUGGGAGUGGAGAAGUCGAAGGAGUAUGCGGACUUUAUUAGUCACUACGCUAGGUCUAGAUGCCAUGUCUGUAUGGUACAAAAUCUGUAUAUCAAAAGCCAAAAGAUAUUAGGUUUCACAGUUAAAAUAGAGUAUACAACAAAGUAAAAACACAGAUCCAACUGAAAUUCGAGGUUCUUUUUUAUAUAAUAAAACAAUGGAAAAAGUCCUGACCACAGAUGACUAAAGGAGGAGUGCCCAGAGACACAGAACUCAAAACAUAGACUAACAAAACCUCAAUAGAGAGUUAUCAUCAGAAAGCCAACUAAUCGAUAGAGAAAAAAAAAACAGUACAAGCAGAUCUUAGAGAGAAAGCAUAGAUAAAGAGAA